AUGGAUGUGCCUAUAACAUCGGAAGCAGGUCUGAGGCUGUCCCAUUUGGCACGACAGUCUGACAAGCUCCGGCGUUUGUUGCCUUCAAAGGCAGCAGUAAAGCGUGCGAUUGGGAGAGGUGAGCUCGUCUUGAAUGGCGAGCAUGUCGAAGAGACCCGAAUACUGAAAGCUGGUGACCUAGUGACUCUCUGCUUGGACCGGGUACGUGAGGCCUUGGAUGCAACAACAGCACGGGCCCGGAAUGUCAAGAUGGUGCUGCCCCGGGAGUCGCCGACUGCGCCGGGUGAUGGCUGGCAAGUACUACGCUCCGUGUGUCCGGACGGCGUCGUGGUGGUGUGGAAGCCGACUGGCAUGAGAAGUCUGGGAUUCCAUGCUGGGACCCUCCAGUCAUCCCUGCCCCUAUUGCCUGAACUGGCUGCGCUUGGUGCGAGCAGGUUUCAACCCUUCAGCCGGCUGGAAAUUGGCUGCUGCGGACUAUCUUUGGUUCCCGUGACCGACGAGGUGCAACAGGUCUUGACUGGCGGGCUGGCUGCAGGGCGCGUUGUUCACACAUUUCGCGCAAUGCUGCACGGGUCGAUUGGUAAGCCUGGGACGACUUUGACUUUAACUGGCCAGGAAAGUGGCGGCCGCGAGGAAGCUUCUGACAGUGAGGAGCAUGACUCUGUGGAGCAAGCUCCCAUCGCGAAG
Messenger RNA from Symbiodinium necroappetens, 687 nucleotides. Lineage: Eukaryota; Dinophyceae; Suessiales; Symbiodiniaceae. The record is from the annotation of a GenBank genome assembly.